Messenger RNA from Daktulosphaira vitifoliae (grape phylloxera), 2274 nucleotides. RefSeq names its product diacylglycerol kinase epsilon-like. The record is from RefSeq and is a predicted model, not a curated record. Gene Ontology annotation, molecular function: ATP-dependent diacylglycerol kinase activity. Bases 223 to 1818 code for a protein of 531 amino acids. Lineage: Eukaryota; Metazoa; Arthropoda; Insecta; Hemiptera; Phylloxeridae. The transcript has 9 exons.
AGUUUCCACAUAUUUCAAAUUCUGACGUCCAUCAUUUAUAACAACUUUGCUGUUUUUUUGUCUAUCAUAUGAAAUGGUUUUGAAAUAAAAAUUAGUUAAACAUUUUAAACUAUCUGCCAAACUAUUUUCCUUCAUUUUAUGUAUCAUAUUAGGAUUUGACAUCAUUUCUGUGAAUCUCGCAUCACUAAUAGGUUUUGUUAUUAAUAUAAUUUGAAAAGUUUUAUGAUAAUGUAUACAAUUGAGGAUGACUUAGUAUUGUUAAGUUUGAUUACUGUUUUUAUCGCUGCAGUUGUUUUUAUUGCAAGUAUCAAAAUUUUUAAGUCAUUAUUCCCUUAUACUAAUGUCAGUGAAAAAAACUGUUUGUACCACACGUGGAUUGAAAAACCUUCAUUUAUAUCAAAUGAUCCACAUGUGUGUAGUGUAUGUGAUACUCUAAUACAUGGAUCUAAUAUACGUUACUGUGAUAGUUGUGGCCUGCUUGUUGAUUUAAUAUGUUUAAAAAAAGCGAACAAGCGAAUAAAAUGCAAACUUAUUAGUACAAAUAAGUCAGCUAAAACAUUUUCUCAUCAUUGGGUCACAUCACUUACAUCAUACCCAGUUAUCUGUGAGCAUUGUUCAGAAGAAGAAUCUGAUAUUGUAGGGAAUUUUUUUCAAUGUAACUGGUGCCAAAGGACUUCACAUGAAAGAUGUAUAUCAUAUUUAGAUGUGAAAUGUGAUUUUGGUAAAUACAAAAAGUAUAUAUUGCCACCUUUUUGUGUCAAAUUACAUAAUAAGUACAAAGUCAACACUUCUAAACAAAUGAUUGAAAAAGUACUUUGUACCAGUUGGCCAAUAUGGACACCUUUAUUCAUUUUUGUAAAUAAAAAAUCUGGAAAUAAUGAUGGAUCUGUAAUAAUGUCGCACUUCAGACGUAUUCUUAAUCCCAUACAAGUAUAUGAUGUUAUAGAAAAUCCACCUGAAAAAGUAUUAUUAUGGUUGAAGAAUUCUACUUUAAAUAAUAUAUACAUAUUAGUAGCAGGUGGUGAUGGAACAGUGGCAGGAGUUCUCAAUUCUAUUUAUAAUCUCAAACUUGAAAAUGAUCCAGCUGUUGGAAUAAUUCCAUUAGGUACUGGAAAUGAUUUAUCAAGAGUAUUAGGUUGGGGAGCAAAUAUUCGCAAUAUUAAUUCGUCGUCUAUAUUGGAUUCAAUAAAUAAUAUAUCAAUUGUUAAAUUUGAUCGCUGGAAAGUAGAUGUAAUGUGCAAUGUGUUAAAGAAAAUUAAAGUUGUUAAUUCAAUAACUAUGUACAACUAUAUAGGAAUAGGUUUAGAUGCUCAAAUUGCUUUAAAUUUUCAUCAAACUAGAAUAUCUCCCUUUUAUUUAUUUAAUAGUACACUUUUUAAUAAAAUUAUUUAUCUGGGAUGUGGUACACAACAAUUUUUAGAACAGCAGUGUAAAGGUCUUUCUAAAAAAAUUGAAUUGUAUAUUAAUGAUCAAAAAAUAACUCUAGCUGACCUUGAAUCUAUUGUUAUUGUCAACAUAAAUUCAUGGGCUGCUGGUGUAGAUUUAUGGAAAUUGGGUAAUAGUGAUGGAAAUGAUUUUGGAGAACAAAGUAUUAAUGAUGGUUUGUUAGAAGUUCUUGGAAUACGAUCUCCAAUGCAUAUGGCUCAAUUAAAAUUAGGUUUAUCUGAACCAAUAAGAAUUGGUCAAGCAUCAGUUAUUCGGAUAAAGUUGCUACAGAAAUUACCUGUUCAAGUUGAUGGUGAACCAUGGCUACAACCAAGCUGUGAAAUUUUAAUUAAAAGUAUAUGUCAAGCAUUAGUCAUUAAGAAAAAUACAUAAUUUUUAUUAUGCCUAAUACUAUGAUUUAAGAUGUAUAAUAUAUACUUAUACAAAUCAAUACUUUGAGUAUAAAUCUUUCAGGUCAUAGUAAUAUAUAAUUGUGAUGGUAUCCCGAGGGGUAUAAAAUAAAGUCCUUCUAUUUUUUUUAUCUUCGAAUAUAUAGUUUUUUUUUUGAAUAGUGUCUCAGAAGAAGUCCAAACAAGUUUUAUAAAUUCAUUAAGUUCCUAUGUUUAUUAAUAAUAUUAGUAAUACUAUUAUCAAACCGACUCAAUUAUAUUUUAAUUAAUGGACUUAUUUAUCUUUUAUGUUAUUGAAUUCAAAUAUUUAUUUGAGAUUUUAUUUCCAAUUACUAUAAAGAUCUUCAAAGCAAAUUUAUUUCAAAAAUUUUAAAACUAUUUCAUUCAGUUAAACUUAUUUUAAAAAAAUGAUACAACCAUAAACUUCUCUCUUGAUAAA